ACACACAAUACAGAUGCCUAACAUAUUUAAAGAGCAUGUGAAUGGAGAAUGAAAUGUUUCCCUCAUUAACAUUGACUCUGUUCAGUAUAAGUCAGUGCUAGAGUGAUGAACAGCAUGUUUCCUGUCUGGACUCUCAGCUCUCUGAUCCUCAGCUACACUCUUGGCUUUCCCAUCUUCAAUAACUCCGGCAGAGGAUCUUAUAUGGAGACUUUUCCCAAUCUCACAGAUAGUAUGGAACACAAGACCAGGCUUAUGGAAAAUAAUGCCACAAGUUCUCCAGAAACCCAUGAUAUCUUCUGUUGUCAUUUGGAUGUGGCAACUUGUACCUUGUCAAACCUGGGGUCUUCCCUGCAGAUUGGAGAUGGGAUCGCAGGAGACUUGGCCAGAAAUCCAAUGGGAAUUGGCAAGAAAUGAAAGGACAUAUAAAAGAAAAUAAGCAUGAUCCUGAAUAUAAGAACCUCUCUUAGACUUUAUGGUUUUGUUGUAGUAAUCUCUUAUUAAAACAUGCUGGUGGUACUCCUGUCCUUUAUUCUUAAAUGCCUCGAAUAAGUGAAUUGAAUCAGUUUUUAUUAAACUGAUAUGUCACAAUGCUUAACAUGUAAUGUCUCUUUUAUAAUUUCAUUAAAGGAUUUUUUACCUUAUGUCACACAACAUUGUAUCACAUGCUAAGACUGCAAAAAAAGUACUUGUAUUAUUUCAUUCUGAAUUAUUGGAACAACAUGUGACCAAAGAAUUCAACCUUGCAAGCACAAUUCUGAGUGUAUCUUAUAUGAUAAUAAAACAGAAUUUGUGUGUCUAGAUUUUUAUUUGGUUUGAUUGUUUGUUAUACGGAAAUGCUAAUAUUGACUUGUUUUUUGUUUGUUUC
Molecule: messenger RNA, 865 nt
Organism: Ctenopharyngodon idella (grass carp)
Lineage: Eukaryota; Metazoa; Chordata; Actinopteri; Cypriniformes; Xenocyprididae
Exons: 4
Coding region: 106-414 (102 amino acids)
Source: RefSeq, a predicted model, not a curated record